AUGGAUGUGCCGAUCGCUGUUGGCGUGGGGCUCGUCGCGAGUUUCGUGCAGAGCCUCGGCCUAACAAUACAGCGUCGAUCACACGUGCACAACGAGGCCCUACCGUCGUCGGAGCGACGUUCCGAAUGGCAGCGCCCGCUCUGGAUCGCGGGCUUUGUAGUGUUCCUUGCGGCGAACAUCAGUGGCACCAUCUUCCAGAUCGGGACGCUCCCUGUCGUGAUUCUCGCGCCGCUCGGUGCCGUGAGUCUUUUAUACAAUGCCUUGCUUGCACGUGUGCUGCUAAACGAUUUCAUGUCGCAGCACAUGGUCCUGGGCUCGUCGAUGAUUGCUGUCGGAGCGGUGAUGAUUGGAUACUUUGGCAACGUCCCGGAGCAGUCACACUCGCUUGCAGAUUUACUUGCACUGUACAAGCGGCCGCCUUUUGUCGCAUUUGCGAUGCUCUACACGCUCGUGUUUGUAUCGAUGCUUACAAUGGCGCACCUCACCGAAUGGCAGCUUUUGUGGCAGCCGACGCAGCCUGCACGAAAAACUCGUGUCCCGCCCAAGUACCGAUGGCGCAACUAUACACAGCAUUUGUGGUCAUCACCGUCGCUCGCGCCUGUUGAGGAAGUGAGCGAGAACAGCUCGGGGGUCAUGUCCCCGGUGCUCGAUGAGGAACGUGCGCGGCUCGUCGAUUCCCUCACGCUCGAUACAGAAGUGGCAAAGCGUGCGCAUGGGACGCUUGCAUGUCCAUCCACGUCCAAGUAUGGGAGUAUUCCGCUCGCGCGUGCGCCGCAGCCAGCGCCAGAGGAGCGGAUUUGUGCGCUGGAGCUGCCUGUGAAUCGGCCUACUGUGCUUGCACUUGCAGUCGCAUACAGUGCUACGAGCGGCUCGUUGAGCGGUAUGUGCCUCUUGUUGGCCAAGAGCGGUGUCGGUCUUCUUGUCCUGACUAUGCAAGGCGAUAACCAGUUCAACAAUCCCAUGAGCUGGAUCCUGAUUGCUGUGCUGGCAAUUGCUGCAUUCCUGCAGCUCUGGUACCUGAAUAGGAGCUUGCGGCUUGCCGAUCCAGUCCUGGUGUGUCCACUCGCGUUCUGCUUCUAUAAUAUUUCUUCGAUCACGCUCGGCCUCGUGUAUUUCGACGAAUUUUCAUUCCUGGGCUGGCUCGAUAUCGCAUUUGUCACGCUAGGAACUGCGCUGCUGCUCUGGGGCGUAUGGGUCAUCUCGCUGCAGCACACGGAGCAGGAGGCGGCGCCAGAGGAGGUGGACGCGCUUGCAGAAUCGCCCGUACAGAUAUGCUGGGGCCCGGGAUGGCGGGACCACGAGACACAGGUAAGCGAUGACGCACUGGAGCGUGGCGCUGCAAGUGCGCCGCUUGCAGGGCCACUGUUUGUCGCUGCUGCUGAACAGCAGACAGCAGAGCCGCGUCGCGUGCCGAAGGUGCUGCCACGCCGCUCAAUAUCGAUGCCUCACCCAAGCUCAUCCUUCCGUGGAACGAUUUCGCUGGACCAUGCGAUGAACGAAGGGUUACAUUACACUGGCCGUGCACACAUGACACCACAACGACACCCCACUUUGUAUGGGAUCCUGGUAGAGCGUGGAUUAAGUGUUGGUCUUAGUCCAAGUUCGCCCGGAUUCCAUGUGAUGCCCUCCAAACGUACAAACACGUCGCGAUGUGCGAGCGCCCAAUACCCACGAAACGAACAGCAACGUCACGAAACAUAG
Molecule: messenger RNA, 1701 nt
Organism: Malassezia vespertilionis
Lineage: Eukaryota; Fungi; Basidiomycota; Malasseziomycetes; Malasseziales; Malasseziaceae
Exons: 1
Coding region: 1-1701 (566 amino acids)
Biological process (GO): magnesium ion transport
Cellular component (GO): membrane
Molecular function (GO): magnesium ion transmembrane transporter activity
Source: RefSeq, a predicted model, not a curated record